Molecule: messenger RNA, 1959 nt
Organism: Talaromyces rugulosus
Lineage: Eukaryota; Fungi; Ascomycota; Eurotiomycetes; Eurotiales; Trichocomaceae
Exons: 5
Coding region: 1-1959 (652 amino acids)
Molecular function (GO): long-chain fatty acid-CoA ligase activity; long-chain fatty acid transmembrane transporter activity
Source: RefSeq, a predicted model, not a curated record
AUGGAUUUGAUCGCAGAAGCUGCAGGCAGCGUGGACGCCGCAACCGCUCUCGGCGGCACAGCUCUGACCCUCGCUGCAGCAGCCUACACAAACGCAAAGUUUGGCAUCAAGACCGACAUCGACAGUCUCCGGGAUGAGCGCGCCUUUGGAACCCUUUUGGGCCAGCGUAUUGCUCAGAUGGGCGAUACUUGCACUGUCUACAAGCUGCUGGAGCGGGUGAUUGAAGUGGAUGGCAAGGGUGCUGCUGAUGCGCUGUGGUUUGAGAAUAAGACCUGGAGUUAUAGCCAAGUCAAGGAUUUGGCUGAUCGCUUCGCGGCCCAUCUCCAUGCUCGUGGCAUAAGGCCUGGUGAUUUCGUCGCCAUCUUCACCACCAACUCGCCAGAGAUGGUAUUCACAGUCUACGCACUGGCCAAGCUCGGUGCUGUUGCGGCCAUGAUCAACACGAGUCUGAGAGACGACACAUUUCAACACUGUCUCACAAUUUCAGCAUCCAAACUUGUUAUUUCAACCCUCGACCUUGCCGAGCACGUCAAGUCGGAUCUUCCAAAAAUCUCACUCAACAUUUCUUCGUUUGACAAUAUUACUCCCCCACCAUCAUCCGAGCAGGAAUAUAUCGAUCUUAACGCAUUGCAACAGAUUCCCGCCUCGGUUGUCUCAAGCAUAAAACCGGCAAAACGCAAAGUCUCGGAUCCUGCAGUUCUCAUCUACACAUCAGGAACAACCGGAAACCCCAAAGCUUGUUCCAUUCUAAACAAUAUGCUUAUGGUAGCAUCUAAUCCUGGGGCCAAGGAUAUGAGGAACGCCCAAAAAUAUUUUCCUUUGCGAAUAUACUCCUCAUUACCACUAUUCCAUGGAACCGCAUUCUUUGGAGGUUUCUGCUAUUCAGUUGGAACUGGCGGCACACUUUGCCUCAGACGAAAAUUUUCUGCCUCAAAGUUCUGGAAAGACGUCCAUGAAUCCAAGGCAAAUCGCAUUCUAUACAUUGGCGAACUUUGCAGGUAUCUUUUAGCAUCGCCUCCCUCGCCCUAUGACCAGAAACAUCAAUGUCAGGUUGCAUACGGAAACGGUCUGCGAGGGGACAUUUGGGAGAAAUUCCGGGACCGCUUCAAUGUUGAUGAAAUCCGGGAGAUAUAUCGCUCCACUGAAGGUGUAGCACGCUUCGACAAUUUCUAUGGCGGUGCUUGGGCAGCCGGGGCUGUGGGGUUUUUUGGCCCUAUUAGACAGUACUUUGAACAAGAUACAUAUCUUGUCAAGUACGACAAUGAAACAGAAAUGCCCUAUCGGGAUCCCAAGACGGGAUUCUGUGUAAAGGCCAAGACUGGCGAAGAAGGUGAAGCUAUUGGCCGUGUGCGCAACCGUCAGACACUAACGGAGUAUCUCAACAACAACGAUGCCACAGAGAAGAAACUCAUUCGCGACGUGUUUGAAAAGGGAGACUUGUUUCAGCGCAUGGGCGACCUUCUCGUCCGUGAUCAAGAUGGGUGGAUCCGGUUUGGGGACCGUGUUGGCGAGACAUUUCGCUGGAAAGGCGAGAACGUAUCCGCUGGAGAGGUGCGAGAUCAUAUUUGCAAGAUCGACAAUGUGCAGGAUGCUGUUGUCUACGGAGUGAAACUAGACAACUACGAUGGCAAAGCAGGUGCUGCAAGCAUCACUCUUACCCGCCGAACACCCGAAACAGAAGCAAAGCAUAUCAAAAAUCUCUACUCGGCGCUGAAAUCCAAGGGUGUCCCCUCGUAUGCCUUGCCGAGACUUGUCAGGAUCACCAGCGAGGUGGCCACUGGAGUCACAUUCAAACAAGCCAAGGGCGACCUAUCCAAACGCGGCUGGAACCCGAACAAAGACUGGGAAGACGAUACCUUGUACUGGCUAAACCCCAGGGGCAAACGCCGCGGGCCUAGCUAUGAGAAACUUGAAGCAGACAGCUGGGCGGCGAUUGAAACCGGUAGUGCUAAGCUUUGA